Molecule: messenger RNA, 1905 nt
Organism: Saccostrea echinata
Lineage: Eukaryota; Metazoa; Mollusca; Bivalvia; Ostreida; Ostreidae
Exons: 1
Coding region: 24-1658 (544 amino acids)
Source: RefSeq, a predicted model, not a curated record
AGAUUCCAUUCACUUCUUAGGCAAUGUUCUGUAGUGAAUCAAGAUUUCUUGUUCGACUCACCAAAUUUAAUGCAAGGUAUUUUACUGAGAAGACUAUACAGGCUGUAUCGGAGUUUAUAGAAAUACGACACGAAGAUACCCUUUUUAGAAAAUCCACGCAAUCAAAAACAAAUAAACUUUUCUCCACUCGUGAAUUGACCGACAUCUCUCAGGCUGUUCAGUUUAUGAUGAAUAAGAUAAUACUUGACUCCUCAGAAACUGAUCAUCGAUUUAAAGUAAAAGAACUGCAGCUUAUUGGAAGCAUGUAUGAGGAGACCAAAAUUAGGAAGCAAGACGAAUUCGACUUUUUCGCCGUAUUUGCUUACAAUAUUUUACAAGAUAAACAUAUCCACUUAGAAUCAGGAUGUCGUCCAGGUUUUACUAAGAUUCGCAUAAACGGUAGCUCUCACGAAUUAUCUGACUUCUGCCAAGGACUGUACCUGUCCCCUCAUGUCUGUAUGAAAAAAUUUGAAAGCCUUCUUCCUUCACAAUUGGGAGAUCUUGAACCGGUAAAAACAACAUCCGGGACACUGCGUGGAUGGAAGAGGAGGAAGAGGACAUUUGAUUUGAUUUGGGAGAAUCGAGACUGUAGUAUGAUUAUAGCUGUGGAUGUCAUGCCAGCUUUCCUUGUUCACUACAAAAAUUUACCAAAAACUUUACGCGAAGACUGUACCGACAGCAGAAUGGACCAGUUAGGUGCUGACCACUCUAGUUUUUUGAUCCCGAGGUCUUGUGAACAUCAUAACGAAGGCAAAUGUUGGCACAACUCCUUCGCCCAUGCCGAAAGCACGUUGAUUAGAAACAUGGACAUUGAAAAAAAGAAAUGUCAUCGUGUGUUGAAACUAUUGUUCGUCAGCAGUGAUAGAUUUGGUAAUCCCAAUUUUUUGUCAUCCUAUUCGAUCAAAUCGACCAUCAUGUACAAAUCAAAGAGGGUCUAUGAGAAUGAAUUUCAAUUCUUGCUUUACGUUUUUAUCCACUUUGCAAAGUGUUUUGAUCAAACAUGUAUGCCUACUUAUUUUUUGACAAAGACCAAUAUUUGGAAAAACAUAAUUGAACAUAGAACGCACAACAUUUGGGGAUCGAAUUUUCUCUAUGAUUUUCGUUUGAGCCGGCAGAUUUUGCGGCACGUGAGUCAGUCUGAUUUAGAAGAACGAUUAGCUGCCUGGAAUGUAGCUAUUGUGUUUGAAUUUUGGCGUCGGAUGAUGAUUCUCCUAGUUGUGUUGUUCUCCAUGGCACAGUCUUCUAUGACAAUUGACUUCUUUCUCAGUGUAAUUUACCACUCGCAAACGAAGCAGGACCAGUUUUAUUUGGACUCUCUUAGAAACAAAAAAGUUAACUGGCUUUUGUCGGCCUCCCAGUAUGACGUGCUUACAAUACGGGCGAACCACAGAAAGAUGAUACGUACACUGGACAUCCCUGUGUUUACAGAAUUGACUAACGAGUUACAAAAAUAUAGAAUACUAGACGUAAAAGCUCUGAAUAGCUUAGUAACUGAAAAUAGAUACGACUUCAAGAUAGCACACACUCCCUCCGUUAGUCUUGAUGUACACAGGUACGGUAACAUAUAUUUGCCUUACAGAUCUUCAUGCAGAACAGAGGCCAUAUAUCGCCAUAAAUAAGUAACGGAGUAAUAACCAUGUGGAAACACGAAUCCAACUGUGUAUAUAUAUAAUAGAAUUGUCCUAAUGGAACCGACCCCCAAGAGGCAUACUUUAAAAAAGAACUCAAUACUCUAAUAAAAAUAUAUACUGCAAACUCCUGAGGCCUUAAUCGCAUUAAAAUAUUAAAGGUUGAAUUUUGUAACAGGUUGUUAAGUCGUUGUGUCGAAUUCAAAAGUCCAAGUGUGAAAAUGGGUCCGUUUUACAA